AUGGCCAUACCUGUCUUGGACCGUUUGCAUGUAGCAAUAUCGAGCAGCUAUACUUCUUCCAUUAUACAAAAUAUUUUUUUACAACUUACACAAAACGUGAACUUGUACAUCUUUCGAGUCCUUUUGGGGUUCCUUCGAGGUCUUAGGAAAAGUAUAGACCAAUCAUUUAAUCCUAGAACCAUUGCAACCAAAACUGCUAAAAGUAUCGAGCUCUACAAAGAAUACAAGGAUACCAAUAUUGGACUAGAAGGGUUUGAAUCACAAUACAAGUAUAUUAUAAAAAAGGCUUCUGAAUGCGACUUAUUAAUUAUCUCAUCUAGCAAAAUACUUGGCAUAUAUAAAGACGUAUUUAGCUAUGAUACAUUCAAGUCAAUUUCUGAUUAUAUAUAUGCAAAAAACAACUCUGCGAAACUUGUAUACUUUAGUGCAGAGCUACUAAAAGAAGAAAUAUCAAAGCCAGAAUCAAAGAGCAAGACUUGGCAUGUUAUGCCUAGACCAAGCAAUAGCAGAGGCUUCAACGCUGGCCUAAAAAUUCCCCAACAAGUGUAUAUUGAGGAGUAUAGCUUUGAAGGCCACUACGGAGAUGUUGUUUGGAAAAAUAACUUGUGGAAAACAUUGUUCAACUUAAAUCACAUAGAGAAGAAGAAAAGCAACGUCAGCCAAGGAAGUCAAUCAUAUCCCAGGUUGGGCUACGGAUGGAAGACAAAUGAACAUAGGUGA
Molecule: messenger RNA, 720 nt
Organism: Rhizopus microsporus ATCC 52813
Lineage: Eukaryota; Fungi; Mucoromycota; Mucoromycetes; Mucorales; Rhizopodaceae
Exons: 6
Coding region: 1-720 (239 amino acids)
Source: RefSeq, a predicted model, not a curated record